AUUCCGUCGUUGCAAAUUUCAAACGCAGGGCUGCUGCAGCUUGGAGUCGACAAUCGAGCUGGUGGUAACCGAAAGAAGACGGUCGUCCCCCCUCACGUAAAUUGCACGGCAGAAACUUUUGUUAUUUUUAUUUUUUUAGAGGAGUCUGCUUUGGCAACAUGAGAGUGAGUGAAGUCCAUGCUGCAGAGUCUGUUGCCUACCUCAACAGAGCUCUGGUCAAGUUGCGGGAUAUAUGGGAAGAAAUAGGAGUGUUAGAGGAUCAACGCCUCCAAAGAACUAAAAUGGUUCACAUGCACAUCAAAGGUAUGCUGGAUUUGAUGAUAGUCGAAGAAGAGGAGCUCAAAACGCGAGUCAUUAAAAACAUUGAAACUUACCGCCAAGAACUUGAACUUCUUUGCAGUGAACUUCAGAUGCCCCCGUUUGAGGAGGAGGCCAACUGCACCAUGUUGCAGAUGGAGAAGAACUGCCGUACUGGUGUGGAGCAGAUGAAGGAGCACAAGAAGCAGAGAAUGGACGAUCUCAAGAGUCUUACUCUCAAAGAUUGCGAACUGUGCGACAUCAUGUGCACCGCCCCCUUCAGCAUCGACCAGGAAUCGGUCCCGUCCAUCAAGCAACUCGACGACUACCGGGCCCACGUUGAUAACCUCACAAAGGAAAAGGAGCGUCGUCAAAACGAAUUUUUGAGCUUAAAGAAGGAGAUAAUCGCAUGCAUGGAUGAGUUGGAGCAUGAGGCCGAGACCGCUUUUGAAAAGGACGUGCUUUAUGAGGAUGAGGAGGUGUUCUGUCUCUCCACCGACAACAUCAAAGCUCUUCAACUUCUCCUCAGCCAGUUCCAAGAGCGCAAGAUGGAGAAUGAUGUGCUGUGUGCGACGCUCCGCACUAAAGCCCGCGAACUGUGGGACAGGCUGAAGAUCCCCCUGGAGGAGAGGGAGAUCUUGUCCGAGCACAUGAUCAAGUCCAAGAAGAGCAACAUUGAGGCUCUCCAGGCUGAGGUCCAGCGUCUUGAACUGCUGAAACUCCAGAGUAUGAAAAGCGUCAUCGAGGCCAUCAGAGCUGAGAUCUUGCUUUACUGGGACACGUGCUUCUACAGCCAGGAACAGCGCCAAGCUUUUCUUCAUUUUUACGACGACGAUUUCACAGAGGAGCUUCUCAAUCUGCACGAGGCAGAAAUCAAAACGUUGACGCGCUACUUUGAGGACCAUAAAGAACUGUUUGAAGGCGUCACAAAAUGGCAGGAGAACUGGGCCGUGUAUUUGGAACUUGAUAGGAAAGCGAAUGAUACGUCGCGGUUCAACAACAGAGGUGGAAAUCUUCUGAAGGAGGAGAAGCAGCGGACUGACCUUCAGAAAAGUUUGCCCAAGCUUGAAAAGACUCUGAAGGCCCAAAUCGAUUCUUGGGAGCUUGAGCAAGGCAAAGAGUUCUUUGUCAAUGGGCAGAAGUUUCUGGAUUAUGUGCAACAGCAGUGGGAGCAGCACCACAUUGAGAAGGAGAAAGAGAAAUUGGAGCGGCAACUGAAGAAGACCAAACAGACCCAGGAAGACAUGUUGUAUGGCACUACAGUGAGGACCCCAUCCAAAAGGCGCAUCGUUGGAAACGCCACACCAAUCAAACACCGAAAGGUGGGAAUGUCAACCAUCCAAACACCAAACAGUCUCCUCACUUCGGGCUUCGGGGGAACCAUGUGCCAGCCGUCCAUGCUGAGCGGCAAGGGUCUCGGCCUGCGAAACCCCGGGCAUGCAAAGAGCACCCGAGCCAACAAGGAAAACAUUAACCGAAACACUCUGUGUGGAGCACUCAAGUCUCAGGAUAUUCCAGAUCGCACCUUUAACGCAUUCGCUGGCUCCUAUUCGGAAUUUGCGAGGGACCUAUCCAAGGCUUCUAAAUCCAAUGUGAAGUCUGGGCUGCUCAAUUCCACCGUCACUCAACAGUGACCAAAGUACUCCGACUCUUUUUGUGUGGAAAGCUUUUAUAACCCCCCCAAUAUGUAAAUGCUUUAAAUAUGUUGACCCAACAACGUUUUAAUUAGCUAUCUUUACUCAGGCUUAUUUUAUUGUCACCCCUGAGGUGCACUUUGUUUUUCCGGCUGGUAAAUGUAAGAGGUAAAAGGUCAGCGCUCGUAACAAAUUUGCUUUUUUCCUGUCACUUCAUUUUUUUAUUGUUUAUUUUUUGUGCUUCAGCCACUACAUCAAUAGUUUUACCUAGCUGGAAUGACAGCUACUCAGUACGUUCUUGAGAAACACGAUGCUUUUCGAAUCCAUCUGUAAAUAAAAGUUUGAAUAAAACUU
Messenger RNA from Syngnathus acus (greater pipefish), 2285 nucleotides. RefSeq names its product protein regulator of cytokinesis 1-like. The transcript has 14 exons. The coding region runs from base 159 to 1931 and encodes 590 amino acids. Lineage: Eukaryota; Metazoa; Chordata; Actinopteri; Syngnathiformes; Syngnathidae. Gene Ontology annotation, cellular component: mitotic spindle midzone; cytoplasm; spindle. The record is from RefSeq and is a predicted model, not a curated record. Gene Ontology annotation, biological process: microtubule cytoskeleton organization; mitotic spindle midzone assembly. Gene Ontology annotation, molecular function: microtubule binding.